AUGGUCAUGGAGACUAAACACCUCGGCGCAACCCCUGUUAAAACGUCCCCCCACAGAAAACUGAACUCCUCCCAGGGCGUAAUCUCAGCAAGAGAUUUACUAACAUGCUCUGAGGAGGAAAUCAAAGAAGAAUUGUCAAGCCAGGGCGUGAUUGAAGUAAAAAGAAUAAAACGAAAAACCGACAGGGGUCUUAUAAAUACAGCGUCUCUCAUAUUAACAUUUGACAGACCAGAGAUGCCGAAAGAAGUAUGGGCCAUAUACCAAAGAUUCUUGGUCCGUCCUUUUUUACCGGCACCAAUGAGAUGCUUCAAAUGCUUAAAGUUUGGCCACACAGCACUUCGAUGUAGAAACCAGAACACGAUUUGCUCGUGUGGCGUGCCGGUGCACGAAGGGCGGCCAUGUGUAGAUCCGCCGAGGUGUGUAAAUUGUGAUGGGCCGCAUCAUGCAAGAUCCAGUGCGUGCCGAAUACUAAAAGAGGAAAGAGAAAUACAGAGGUUAAAGGCAGAAAAAGGUAUGAGUCAUGUUGAAGCAAGGGCUCUAGUCCGCAGCUCAGCGUUUUCACGGCCAAAUAUGAGCUAUGCGAGGGCUGCCGGACAGUCGGCACCAAAAAAAGGUUUGACCGUGGAGAUGGCCAUACAAACAGAGCCAUCCCCACCAAUAUACACCUUCCGGGGUUGCCAAUGCCGAGAGGAUAGGUUUCUCCUUUUUGGCAGAAAAGACGAGGGCAGUUCACUUCUGUAG
Messenger RNA from Cimex lectularius (bed bug), 741 nucleotides. RefSeq lists its product as uncharacterized. The record is from RefSeq and is a predicted model, not a curated record. Lineage: Eukaryota; Metazoa; Arthropoda; Insecta; Hemiptera; Cimicidae. The transcript has a single exon. The coding region runs from base 1 to 741 and encodes 246 amino acids.